This is a messenger RNA of Colossoma macropomum (tambaqui), 2429 nucleotides long. RefSeq names its product phosphoenolpyruvate carboxykinase 1 (soluble) (gene pck1). The coding region runs from base 183 to 2057 and encodes 624 amino acids. NCBI's taxonomy places the organism in Eukaryota, Metazoa, Chordata, Actinopteri, Characiformes, Serrasalmidae. The record is from RefSeq and is a predicted model, not a curated record. Gene Ontology annotation, molecular function: manganese ion binding; GTP binding; phosphoenolpyruvate carboxykinase (GTP) activity. Gene Ontology annotation, cellular component: cytosol; mitochondrion. The transcript has 9 exons. Gene Ontology annotation, biological process: gluconeogenesis; cellular response to insulin stimulus; cellular response to glucose stimulus.
UUUUCUCCAACCAUUUAAAAAAGGCACCAGUACAGGAUGAAAAGCAUCGAAGAAUUACCUGAGCCUCAAGAACGAGUGAAUGAAACCUUGUUGAUCUCUGUUGUCAAAGGAAAAAGGACUUUUGUGAGGCCACUUGCACGGUCCCCCAUUGUACCCAGUGAAAACUUUAGGCCCCUAGCACUAUGCCACCACAGCUGCACUCCCAGAACCAGUCAUGCCCCCGGGUCCUCCAGGGUGAUUUGGGCUCUCUGAGUCCUUCUCUCAGAGAGUUCAUUGAGAGCAGUAUGAGUCUGUGCCAGCCAGAUGCCCUGCACAUUUGCGAUGGCUCAGAGGAGGAGAACAAUGCCAUUUUGGGCCAUUUGCAGGAGCAGGGCGUGAUCGAGAAGCUGACAAAAUAUGAGAACUGCUGGCUGGCACGUACUGAUCCUCGUGACGUAGCUCGAGUGGAGAGCAGGACUGUGAUUGUUACUCAGGAACAGCGCGACACUGUUCCCUCACCCCGCGGAGGUGGUAUCAGCCAGCUUGGAAGAUGGAUGUCCCAGGAGGAGUGGGACAAAGCCAUGAAUGAAAGAUUCCCUGGCUGCAUGAAAGGUCGUACCAUGUAUGUGAUCCCCUUCAGCAUGGGUCCAGUGGGCUCUCCUCUAUCCAAAAUUGGAGUAGAACUGACAGACUCUCCUUAUGUGGUAGUCAGUAUGAGGGUGAUGACCCGAAUGGGAAAAGCUGUAUUGAAUGCACUAGGAAAUGGAGAUUUUGUCCGCUGCUUGCACUCUGUUGGUUGCCCCCUACCUCUUAAAAAACCACUUAUGAACAACUGGCCAUGUAAUCCUGACCUAACUCUGAUUGCUCAUAUCCCUGACCAAAGGAAGAUUAUGUCAUUUGGGAGUGGAUAUGGUGGAAACUCACUACUUGGGAAGAAGUGUUUUGCCCUCCGUAUCGCUUCUCGCAUUGCUAAAGAAGAGGGCUGGCUGGCCGAACAUAUGCUUAUCCUGGGUGUCACUAACCCAGCUGGUCAGAAGAAGUACAUUGCAGCCGCAUUCCCAAGUGCUUGUGGAAAAACAAACCUGGCCAUGCUGUGUCCAGCACUGUCUGGAUGGAAGGUUGAAUGUGUGGGAGAUGACAUUGCCUGGAUGAAGUUUGACAAAGAAGGUAAUCUUAGAGCCAUCAACCCAGAGAAUGGCUUCUUUGGUGUUGCUCCAGGAACAUCCUCCAAAAGCAACCCUAAUGCAAUGGAAACCAUCUUUAGGAACACAAUAUUCACCAAUGUGGCAGAAACCAGUGACGGGGGAGUUUACUGGGAGGGCAUGGACGAGAAGCUGCCAGAGGGAGUGACCAUCACCUCAUGGAAGAACAAACCAUGGACACCAGAAGAAGGUGAACCUAGUGCCCAUCCCAACUCUCGAUUCUGCACUCCAGCUCGUCAGUGCCCCAUCAUUGAUCCACAAUGGGAAUCUCCUGAGGGUGUGCCCAUCGAGGCCAUCAUUUUUGGUGGACGCAGACCAGAGGGGGUGCCUCUGGUCUAUGAAAGCUUCAGUUGGGCACACGGAGUCUUUGUGGGCGCCACUAUGAGAUCUGAGGCAACGGCAGCUGCUGAACACAAAAACAAGGUCAUCAUGCAUGACCCUUUCGCCAUGCGUCCUUUCUUUGGCUACAACUUCGGUCAUUACCUGACCCACUGGCUAAGCAUGGAACAACGUCCCAACACUAAGCUUCCUAAGAUCUUUCAUGUCAAUUGGUUCCGCAAGAGUCCAUCUGGAAGAUUCCUCUGGCCUGGGUAUGGAGAGAACAUCCGAGUUCUCGAGUGGAUAUUUCACAGGUUGAACGGUGAGGCUGGGGCCAUGCCCUCUGCAGUGGGCUACGUCCCUGGUAGUGGCUCCCUGAACUUGAGUGGUCUAAAAGAGAGUGUUAAUCUAGAUGAGCUCUUUAACAUCUCUAGAGAUUUCUGGGAGAAAGAAGUUCAGGAUAUCAGGUUAUACUUUGAUCAUGAGGUUAAUAAUGAUUUGCCAAUAGAGAUAGAGAGGCAGCUAGAAAUGCUGUCGCAGAGAAUUAGACAGUUGUGAGAUAAAUUUGAAAUUUGAAACUGAAAUAUGGUUUGAAGACAAAGACUGAAGAAGAUGCCAAAAAAGUGAAACCUCGUCUGUACAAUAAUUUUAGAAAGUCUCAACAAUAAUCAAAAAAGUAGCUACUGCAGAAGGCAUUACUUUUAUAUUUAGUGCUUAGAAAUUCUGUUCUAUCCAUUAAAUGGGUAGAGUCAGAGAGAGAUGAGGGAAUAAAUAGGUUCAAAAGUUAAUUUUUCCCACCUGAUCUAUUAGUAAUGAUGUGAACUAAACAUUAUCAGGGCAAUAUAUUUAAAGUAUGAUGUGUUUGAAAAAAUGUAUUAUUUAACAUUCUAAGUUGUUUUUGUAUUCUCUCGACCUUUGUUGUUUGUAAAA